This is a messenger RNA of Lolium rigidum, 2572 nucleotides long. Its product is annotated as alpha-L-fucosidase 2-like. The coding region runs from base 1 to 2496 and encodes 831 amino acids. Gene Ontology annotation, biological process: carbohydrate metabolic process. Lineage: Eukaryota; Viridiplantae; Streptophyta; Magnoliopsida; Poales; Poaceae. The record is from RefSeq and is a predicted model, not a curated record. Gene Ontology annotation, molecular function: alpha-L-fucosidase activity. The transcript has 10 exons.
AUGGACGGCGACCGGAUCCGGCCGAUGGAGGAUGGGGAGGAGCGGCCACUGAAGGUGGUGUUCGCUUCCCCGGCGGAGCACUUCACGGACGCGGCGCCGAUCGGGAACGGCAGCCUCGGCGCCAUGGUCUGGGGCGGCAUCGCCUCCGAGAAGCUCCAACUCAACCGAAGGCAGGCCAGCAAGGCUAGGAACCAUAAUGUCCCUUCUAAUGUUCUUGCAGUUGAUACUCUGUGGACCGGUGUGCCGGGAAAUUAUACCGACCCGAAAGCACCGGCUGCCCUCGCUGCGGUCAGGAAGUUCGUUGAUGACAGACGGUUUGUUGAUGCCACCAGCGCAGCGUCAGGCCUUUACGGUGGCCCGACAGAGGUCUACCAACCUCUUGGGGAUAUGAAUCUGGAGUUUGGCACAUCCAGUCAGGGGUAUAGUUCCUACAAACGAGAGCUUGAUUUACAUACCGCGACCACGCUCAUCACGUUCAACAUUGGAGAAGUGCAGUACACUAGGGAGCACUUCUGCUCAAAUCCACACCAGGUCAUUGUCACCAGGAUUUCCGCAAACAAAUCAGGACAUGUGUCCUUCACUUUAUCAUUAAAUAGUAAAUUAAACCACAGAGUUCGUGCAACGAAUGCAAAUGAGAUUAUCAUGGAAGGCACCUGUCCAGUACAAAGACACGUUCUGCAGCAACAUGAAGCCAAUGAUGCUACUGGUAUCGGGUUUGCAGCUGUUCUUAGCCUGCAGAUGGGCGGUGCUGCUGCAAAAUCUGUAGUUUUGAAUGAUCAAAAUUUGAGAAUUGACAAUGCAGAUUGGGUACUUUUGCUUGUUACAGCUGCUUCCUCGUUCAAUGGGCCUCUUGUGAAUCCUUCAGACUCAAAAUUAGAUCCUGAAUCAACAGCUCUGAGGACCUUGAAUAUGAGCAGGAAUGUCACAUUUGAUCAGCUCAAAGCUGCUCAUUUGAAAAACUAUCAGGGUCUUUUUCACCGUGUUAGUUUGCGACUAUCACAAGCACCAGCUAUUGAAAAAACAAGCUUGAAAGAAGCUGAUGAAGCCAUCAAGACUACAGCAGAAAGAGUGAACAGUUUUAGAAGUAACGAAGAUCCUUCUUUGGUUGAACUUCUAUUCCAAUAUGGUCGAUAUCUUCUCAUUUCGUGCUCUCGACCUGGAACACAGGUAUCUAAUCUGCAAGGAAUUUGGAAUCAAGAUCUUGCACCUGCUUGGCAGUCUGCUCCUCACCUCAACAUAAAUCUACAGAUGAAUUACUGGCCAACGCUUCCUUGCAACCUUAGUGAAUGCCAAGAACCACUAAUUGAGUUCAUAGCAUCUCUUGCAGUUAACGGAGCUAAGACUGCAAAAAUCAAUUACCAAGCAAGUGACUGGGUAAGUCACCACGUCUCAGACAUAUGGGCAAAAUCAUCAGCGUUCAAUGAAGAUACUAAGUACGCAGUGUGGCCAAUGGGGGGAGCCUGGCUUUGUACACAUCUUUGGGAACACUACAAGUAUCUGCUGGACAAAGAUUUUUUGAAGAACACUGCAUAUCCGUUGUUGGAAGGAUGCGCCUUGUUUCUGGUUGAUUGGUUGACUGCGGGACCUCGAGGUCUUUUGGAAACAAACCCCUCUACCUCUCCAGAACAUGCUUUCAUUGCUCCUGGUACUGGUGGUCAGCAAGCUAGUGUAAGCUAUUCAACUACAAUGGAUAUCUCAAUCAUCCGAGAGAUAUUCAUGGCAGUUGUUUCUUCUGCAGAGGUCUUAGGAAAAUCUGAUACUGCUCUGGUCCAGGAGAUCAAUAAAGUGCUUCCAAGGCUCCCUCCGAUUACAAUUGCGAAGGAUAAAACAAUCAUGGAGUGGGCACAAGAUUUUGAGGACCCUGAAGUUCAUCAUAGGCACCUGUCUCAUCUCUUUGGUCUUUAUCCUGGUCAUACUAUAACCAUGCAGACAAAUCCUGAGAUUUGUGAAGCUAUUGGUAACAGUCUUCGCAAACGAGGAGAAGAUGGUCCUGGAUGGUCAAGUACGUGGAAGAUGGCUUUGUGGGCACGCCUUUUUAACAGCGAAAAUGCAUACAGAAUGAUUCUAAAGUUGAUCACGUUGGUUCCUCCUGGUGAUGAUGUUCAGUUUGAAGGAGGACUGUACACCAAUUUGUGGACAGCACACCCGCCAUUCCAGAUUGAUGCAAACUUUGGAUUCACAGCUGCAAUGUCUGAAAUGUUGCUUCAGAGCACUCUCACUGAGCUAUAUCUGCUGCCCGCCCUCCCACGUGAAAAGUGGCCUGAAGGUUGUGUAAAAGGUUUGAGGGCCCGGGGGGACAUCACUGUCAACAUCUGCUGGGGGAAAGGGGAGCUCCAGGAAGCAGUGGUGUGGUCUAAGAACAGAAACAAUUCAGUUUUACUGCUGCACUAUGGCGAGCAAGUUGCCGUGGUCACUGUGGCAGCUGGUAAUGUUUACAAGUUCAAUGCGAGUUUACAUUGCGUAGAGACAUGGACCCUUGACAAAUGUGCAUUUUAGAGUGUUGGCUUGGUCAAUUUGGUAUAUAUGAGUUUGCGCGUUGAUAAUAAUUUAGUGUUUGAGGGUCAAUAGUAAU